AAGCAGUGCUCAGUUUGGUGUGGUUUUGGAUCUCACGACUCUCCCUUCUGCUUGCAAAUCUGCUUCUUCUGCCACCAACUGCGGAUUAGUAUUAGAGAGAGAAAAAAUAGAGAUGGGACAUUGGGAAUCAAAAGUCCUGCGGGAGGGGCGCUAUUGGUUUGCGUGAGCCAUAUACAUAAGCAACCAAACUCAUCGUUUGUCAUUCAGUUGCAUUCGUUCAUUCACUCCCUAACAUAGCAAUUACUACCAUUUACCAAAGUAAACCCAGAGAUGGAGUGGUGUGUGUCAAUGCCAAAGAUUGAGCUGCAUGCUCACCUCAAUGGAUCCAUCCGAGACUCCACACUUCUUGAACUCACUAAGGCUUUGAUUGGAAAGGGUGUCAUGAAUUUCUCCGAAGUGGAGCAUAUCAUCCUCAAAUAUAACCGUUCCCUAAAAGAAGUUUUCAAGCUGUUCGACCUAAUCCACAUUCUCACCACUGAUCACAACACUGUUACAAGAAUUACCAGAGAAGUUAUUGAGGAUUUUGCAUCAGAGAAUGUUGUCUAUCUGGAGUUGAGGACCACUCCAAAGAAAAAUGAUUCUGUGGGAAUGAGCAAACACUCUUAUGUUGAAGCUGUACUGAAAGGUCUAAGAUCAAUCACUUCAGUUGAUGUGGAUUUCAUUCCACAUUGUGAAGAUUCAAAGACUCUUUUUACUCCUGCACCGGUUAUUAAUGGACAUGUGAGAAAAAAAAUCUUUGUUAGGCUUCUCUUGAGCAUUGACAGAAGGGAGACAACAGAAGCUGCAAUGGAAACUGUCAAGCUUGCAUUGGAAAUGAGGCCUUAUGGGGUAGUUGGAAUUGACCUCUCUGGAAAUCCAAGUAUUGGUGAUUGGACCACAUAUUUGCCAGCAUUGAAAUUUGCUCGAGAACAAGGUCUUUAUGUAACACUUCAUUGUGGCGAGUUACCUAAUUCAAAGGAGAUAAAAAAUAUGCUUGACUUCCGUCCCCAAAGGAUUGGACAUGCUUGUUUCUUUGAGGAUGAACACUGGAGACAGCUGAAGUCGUCGAACAUUCCGGUUGAAAUUUGCUUGACAUCAAACGUUAGGACAAUGACUGUUCCAUCUAUAGAUGUUCACCACUUUGCUCAUUUGUACAACGCAAAACAUCCUUUAGCCCUGUGUACUGAUGACUCGGGAGUCUUCUCUACCUGUCUCUCCAAGGAAUACAAAAUUGCUGCUGAUUCAUUUGGGCUGGGAAGGAGGGAAAUGUUUGAGCUAUCAAGGAAUGCUGUUGAGCAUAUAUUCGCAGAUAGCAAAGUAAAGGAGGAUUUAAGAAAAAUUUUCAAUUCAGUGGCAAAAAAAUAUGGAAGUGUAACCACAGUUUCAUCUUUAGAGAAUAUCUGCAUUUAGAUAUAAUUAAUAUUAGAGCUUUGUUGAUAAAAAAAACAAAAUAUUAGAGCUUAGCUAACGAUCAUGCUGGGGAUUGCCCCUUAUCCUAGUUUGAAGUUGGUAAUCGAGUCCUUCACGUGCAAAAAAAAGAAUGUGUAUAAGUGAUAAAAUAAGGGUGUAGGAUUCACAUUUGAUUUAAUGAGUAUUUAAAUUCAAAUCAGCA
This is a messenger RNA of Glycine soja, 1591 nucleotides long. RefSeq names its product adenosine deaminase-like protein. Gene Ontology annotation, biological process: adenosine catabolic process; inosine biosynthetic process. Lineage: Eukaryota; Viridiplantae; Streptophyta; Magnoliopsida; Fabales; Fabaceae. Bases 271 to 1389 code for a protein of 372 amino acids. Gene Ontology annotation, molecular function: adenosine deaminase activity. The record is from RefSeq and is a predicted model, not a curated record. The transcript has 12 exons.